Molecule: messenger RNA, 2436 nt
Organism: Abrus precatorius (Indian licorice)
Lineage: Eukaryota; Viridiplantae; Streptophyta; Magnoliopsida; Fabales; Fabaceae
Product: cation/H(+) antiporter 4-like
Exons: 3
Coding region: 1-2436 (811 amino acids)
Biological process (GO): regulation of pH; proton transmembrane transport
Cellular component (GO): endomembrane system; membrane
Molecular function (GO): antiporter activity
Source: RefSeq, a predicted model, not a curated record
AUGGGGACAAAUAAUGAUACCUUAACUGCCAUACACAGAACAAUCUUCGUUUCAGCAAUCGUCAAUGAAACCUUGUCAGACCCAGCUAGAAAAUAUGUUAUGUAUGAUGUUCGCGUUGAUAUGCCACCAAAGAUAGUAUCUGAUGGCCUAUGGGGUAAUACAGCCUAUGCUGCAUUACCUUCAAGAGCGACAUUGCCACUAUUGGAGCUCCAAAUUAUCUCCAUUUUCACCAUCACUCAAUGCUUUCAUUGGGUACUUAAGCGCCUGGGGUUCCCCUAUUUCGUUUCACAAAUAAUGGCUGGCUUUGUUCUAGGCCCUUCUCUCAAGAUAGACGCAUUGAAACCACUCAAAGCCAUGUUGUUCCCUUACGGGAGUGAAGACGUAUUGAGCAUAGUAUCAAUAUUUGGCUACACAUUCUUCUUGUUUCUAAAUGGCGUGAAAAUGGAUUUCAGCAUGAUAACAAGAACUGGGAAGAAAGCUUGGACAAUAGCUCUUUCUUCACUAUUGAUUCCAACUUUUAUUGGUCUUACCGUGUGCUACAAAUUCCUGGAUUCUUUUAGAAGAACCCUUGGAGAGUUUGAUGGAACUAAACUACCCGUGGUAGUAAUAGGUCACAGUGGUUGUUCUUUCCCAGUGGUAGCUUCUCUUUUAUCUGAUCUUGAGAUCUUGAACUCAGAACUUGGACGCUUAGCACUCUCAGCAGCACUUGUGAUGGAUGUGUUCACUUCAUUUGUGACAGGUUUUGGCACUGCUAUUGUAAGUAGUCUUAGAACUGAUUCACACGAUCAUGAUCAAAACAAGGGUGCAAAACUUGCUGCUUUUAAUGCCACAAAAUAUGUUGGUUUUUUGGUAAUGGUUAUCACCAUUGCACGUCCUACAAUGAGGUGGAUUGUGAGAAGCACCCCUGAAGGUAGAAGCGUAAAGAAAUCACUCACCUAUUUGGUUGUUCUCAUGGCCCUUUUUUCAGGGUUGAUUGGAUUAAAUGCUAAGCAAACUGUGUUAGGUGGGGUGUUACUUGUUGGUCUUUUGGUGCCUGAAGGUCCUCCAUUGGGGACUGAGUUGAUUAAGCAACUUGAGUUGUUUACAACUUGGUUUCUUUUGCCACUCUUUGUGACUAGUUGUGCCAUGAAGGUGGAUAUUUCUGUACCCAUGGAUGUCAAGUUGAUUAUAACUGUGGCAGUCAUAAUUGUUGUUGUGCAUUUGCUUAAGCUGCUUAUAACCAUUGGAAUUUGCCGCUAUUGCCACAUGCCCAAAACCGACGGUUUGUGUCUUGCUCUCAUGUUGAGCUGCAAAGGUGUUGUGGAUUUUUGCACCGAAGUGUUCUUAUUUGAUUCAAUGUUACUGAGCAAUCAAACAGUAGCCAUGAUGACCAUAUCAGUGUUGACGUUGGGAAGCAUUGCACGCAUUGGUGUGAAAUCCUUAUACGACCCAGCAAGGAAAUACGCAGGAUAUCAGAAAAGAAACAUUCUAAACUUGAAACCCAACUCAGAGCUUCGAGUAGUUGCAUGUGUCCACAAACCAAGCCACACAGUUUCAAUCAAAAACGCCCUUGACAUUUGUUGUCCAACAACAAACAACCCUCUAGUGGUUCAUGUCUUGCAUCUCAUGGAACUUGUUGGUCGAUCCACUCCCGUUUUCAUCGCACAUCGUCUUCAAGAAAGGGUUGGUUCAGAUCAUCAUAACUUCUCAGAAGAUGUCAUUGUUACCUUUGAUCUCUUUGAACAUGACAAUGCUGGCACUGCAUCAGUUAACACCUACACAGCUAUAUCACCCUCACGCUUCAUGCAUGAUGAUAUUUGCUACCUAGCAUUGGACAAACUUGCUUCCAUCAUCAUUCUUCCAUUUCAUGUAAGAUGGGCAGAAGAUGGUUCCAUUGAAUCAACAGACGAAAACAUAAGAGCUUUGAACAAUAAGGUUCUUGAAAGAGCACCAUGCUCAGUGGGGAUUCUUGUGAAUAGAGGGUCUUCUAGUUACCAUGGUCCAACAAAGAACAUAGCCAUGAUUUUCUUGGGAGGUUCAGAUGAUAGAGAAGCAUUGUGCUUGGCUAAGAGAACAAUCAAAGAUUGUGGUUAUAACAUGGCUGUGUACCACUUGGUUGCAAGCAACAGUGGUUUCACAAAUUGGGAUGUUAUGCUUGAUGAUGAGGUGCUGAAGAGUGUUAAGGGCACUUACGGUAAUGUUGAGAAUGUAACAUAUGAAAAGAUUAUUAUUGAGGACCCUUCUCAGACCACUGAUUUUCUAACACAGAUAGCAAAUCUACAUGAUUUUAUUAUUGUUGGGAGAAGAAAUGGGAUCAAAUCGUCUCAGACAGCAGCACUUGAAAGUUGGACUGAGUUUUCUGAGUUAGGGGUGGUUGGAGAUUUGCUUGCUUCCCCAGAUACCACUACUAAAGCUUCCAUUUUAGUGGUGCAGCAACAACAAACGCCCAAGUCAUGA